This is a messenger RNA of Effrenium voratum, 1173 nucleotides long. NCBI's taxonomy places the organism in Eukaryota, Dinophyceae, Suessiales, Symbiodiniaceae. The record is from the annotation of a GenBank genome assembly.
AUGGACAUGGAGCUGGGGCCAGGCUUCAGCCCUGGAACUGGGUUCGCCCUGCGGUGCCGAGCUGCGGUGAUCUCUUGCCUUCACCGCCUGAGCUGCCACAUGUGCCUGCCCCCGCCUCAGCUGCCGGACAGCUUCCGCCUGCUGCUGGGCUCCUUCCUCUUCGGCGCGGCCGGCGGCGCGCUGGCGGCGGCGGAAGCCUGGCCCUGGGUGCCCGUCUAUUGCGCCCUGGGGCUCACGAGGACCGUCAGGAUUGCCACUCGGCGAGUGCUGGUCCUGGCAUUGCUGCUUGCUGCUUGCUUUUGCCUCGCCUCAUGGUUGUCAGAUCCUGCCCAACGGCUGUGCAACGCAGUCCUGGUGAUUUUGUUGGAGCUCUGCUGGUUUCGAACCAUGGAGAAGGUUCUGAAUCAUUGGUUCGAAAGUUUCGUGGCAGUCAUAUACCUCUUCAUGGGUGUUUUGAUGGUCUUCGCCUUUUAUCCGGCCCUGCUUCACUACGGGCCAGAAUUGCUGAAUGCGGACUUCUUCACCAAGAAAAGUGACAGCGAGGUGCUCCAGGACACGUCAGGGACUGCCAGUGAGUCUGACAUCUUUGCAUUUUCCUUGUUACCGCUGUUGUUCAUCGUUGGCAUACCCUUGUUGUCCAUGGUGGUUCUGAUCUACUGCUGGAUGUGCCACCACAUGUUCCGCAUGGUGCUGGCAGUGGGCUUCACCUUCGUGGCAUGGUUGGUCACCUAUGCACUGCUCGAAUUCUUGCACGUACCCUUCUCCCGGGACAUGCUGGGCAAGGGCUUGCUGGUCACGGUGUGUGUUGUGAUGUACGGCUUCUUCACCCGUAUGACCUCGCUGGACUGGGAGAACUGCACGGCCAGAGCUGCCUUUGUCUCUGCUGGCUUUGUGGCGUCCUUCAUGCUGGACGCCAUCUUUGGCGCGGCGGAAGGGGAGGUGGGUGUGCGCACGCUGUACACCAUGUUCUUGGCCUGCAAAGCGGCAUAUUUCAUCAUGGAGUUGGCGAUCGACAAAGGUGCUGAGACACUUCUGCAGCUGUUGCCCCCUUUGAUUCGGAGGGCGGAAAGUCCAGAACUGCAAGCGCCGGCGCCCAGUGAUGAUUCCGAGAGGUUGCAGAGCGGCUACGAGAUGAUGGCCGCCAAUGAUGCCACGCGGCGAGAGGUGGAGUAA